AUGCAGAACAUAGGCGUAGGGGAUCCAAAAGAGAGAAUCAAAAGCCUAAUCGAAAAGGCUCAACUAGUUUCAGCCUCAGCAUACGACACCGCAUGGGUUGCCAUGGUUCCAACUCCUGCUAAUAAAUAUUAUUCACAGCAGCAGCAAGUCCCUUACUUCCCAGGAUGUGUGAAGUGGAUAUUAGAGAACCAACAAAACGACGGGUCGUGGGCCAAUCCUGCUGCUCCAAGAGACCCUCUGUUGAUGAAGGACACUCUUUCCUGCACUUUAGCUUGUGUUCUUGCUCUCAAGCGCUGGGGCAUUGGUCACCAACACAUUCACGACGCAAUUGGGUUUGUGGAGCGGAAUUCCAGCUGUCUGACGGAUUCAAGGCAGCACACUCCAAUCGGGUUCGACAUCAUCUUUCCCUCCAUGAUUCAAACAUGCACACAGGAUUUUGACCUGAACAUCCACCUGGAAUCUGCAAACAUCGACGCCAUGAUCCGUGCAAGAGACUUGGCGCUCAAUAGCCGCAGCUCAUCAUCAUCCCGCUCCCAUGGCGGCCGUGAUGCCUACUUGGCCUACAUCUCUGAAGGAUUAAUUGGGAACCCUAGUCAUGGUUACUGGGACGCAAUGAAGUUCCAGAGGAGCAAUGGCUCCAUUCUCAACUCUCCGUCUGCCACCGCCGCAGGGUUCAUCCGGUUUCAGGACCGUGACUGCCUUCGCCAUCUCCGAUCACUGGUCGGCGACAACCCUAAGGAUAGCACGGCAGCCAUUUACCCACCCGGAAUUCAUGCUCGACUCAGCCUGAUCGACGCAGUUGAGAGCCUGGGAGUUCGUCGUCAUUUCGAAGAAGAAAUGAAGAGCGCGUUGGAGGAGAUCCACAGAUGCUGGCAGCGAGAAGACGAAGAGAUAUUCCUUGACCCCACCACUUGUGCCAUGGCCUUCCGACUACUGCGACUCAAUGGAUACCAUGUUUCUGCAGAUGUGUUCGAAUCAUUCAGAGAAGAUUCGUUCUGGAAUGAGACGAUGGAAGGGUAUCUAAGAGACGACAAGGCAGUGUUGGAGUUGCACAAAGCCUCCCAAGUCAUUUACUCGGGGGAGUCUAUUCUUGAUCACCAGCAAAAAUGGACACGACUCUACCUUUCUCACUUGCUCCAACAACAAGAAUCAACAACUGCAGCAGCAGGUUAUGACGACGAAUCUGAUGACGGAACUAGUCAUCCUCUCCGCAAAUCCAUCCUUACAGUGAAUAGUAUACUCAUUAUUAACUUCCUCGACUUGGUCUACAGAUGGGAUCCCAAUGGGCCAAAAGUGGAGUUCGCAUCAGAGCGAGUUGAAACGUUAUACUGGGCACUUCACGGCACCAUUAUUGAGAAUGCCGAGAAAGCAGCUGCUAUCCAGGGCCGCAAUGUCAUGGACCAUGUCGUUGAACUGUGGGUGGCGAUGCUGAGAGGAAUGCACAAGGAAGCAGAGUGGGCGAGAAGUUCACACCUCCCUACGCUUGAAGAGUACAUGAGCAACGCCUCCAUUACAAUCGGAGUGGGAGCAUUCCUAGUCCCUUCUCUCUACCUGGCUGGCCAUAAGCUUUCACAAGACCUGGUUCAGGGUCCCAAGUUUCAGUCGCUGUUGGCAGCCACUAGCACUUCCAGCCGUUUGUUGAACGAUUGCAGAGGAUUUGAGAGAGAGGCUGAACAAGGGAAAAUGAACGCAGUGGUACUGAGAAUGAAUGAGAUGAUGAUCAGCAAGGGAAUCGGAGAAGGUGGUGACGUUGAAGCCAUCAACAAUUAUUAUCAGCAAGCGGCCAUUGAAAAGGCCGAUAGCUUAACAGAGGAUCUUACACGACAAGUGCUGGAAUCGGCUCUGAUCGACGAAAAGAAUUGCAAUAAUAGUGGUGAUCAAAUCCCCAAGGAAAUCACGGGGACGUUCUGGAAAUUGGUCCGAGUGCUCAACUUUUCUCGCAACCCAGACCCCCAAUUUCUCAGGCACCUCAACUCCCCUGACGGCUCGUCGGCUCCCGUCGUCGGUGCACUCUUCCCCCAGCAGAGCGUUGGCGUAGGGGAUCCAAAAGAGAGAAUCAAAAGGCUGAUCGAAAAGGCUCAACUAGUUGCAGCCUCUGCAUACGACACCGCGUGGGUUGCCAUGGUUCCAACUCCUGCUACUAAUAGCUAUUAUUCACAGCAGCAGAAAGUCCCUUACUUCCCAGGAUGUGUGAAGACUCGCUUAGAUAUAUUUGUUUUGGUGUACGUAGCAAUUGGGUUUGUGGAGCGGAAUUCAAGCUGUCUGACGGAUUCAAGGCAGCAGACUCCAAUCGGGUUCGACAUCAUCUUUCCCUCCAUGAUUCAAACAUGCACACAUGAUUUUAACCUAAACCUUCACCUGGAAAAUGCAAAUAUCGACGCCAUGAUUCGUGCAAAAGACUUGGCGCUCAAUAGCGUACGCAGCUCAUCAUCCCGCUCCCAUGGCGGCCGUGAUGCCUACUUGGCCUACAUCUCUGAAGGAUUAAUUGGGAACCCUAGUCAUGGUUACUGGGACGCAAUGAAGUUCCAGAGGAGCAAUGGCUCCAUUCUCAACUCUCCGUCUGCCACCGCCGCAGGCUUCAUUCGGUUUCAGGACUCCAUUUACCCACCCGGAAUCCAUGCUCGACUCAGCCUGAUCGACGCAAUUGAGAGCCUGGGAGUUUGUCGUCAUUUCGAAGAAGAAAUCAAGAGCGCGUUGGACGAGAUCCACACAUGCUGGCAGGGGGAAGACGAAGAGAUAUUACUUGACCCAACAACUUGUGCCAUGGCGUUCCGAAUACUGCGACUCAAUGGAUACCAUGUUUCUGCAGAUGUGUUCGAAUCAUUCAGAGAAGAUUUGUUCUGGAAUGAGACGAUGGAAGGGUAUUUGAGAGACGACAAGGCAGUGCUGGAGUUGCACAAAGCCUCCCAAGUCAUUUACACGGGGGAGUCCAUUCUCGAUCACCAGCAAAAAUGGACACGUUACUCCAACUCUGGGUGUGAGUUGGAAGACUUGCAGAACCUAGCUCUAGAAGAUUUCACCAACCUUCAGUCGUCGUACCAGCGCGAACUACACCAUCUAAUGCUGUGGCUUGAAGAGAAAGGGUUGGCUGAGCUGAGGUUGGCGAAGGUGAGGACCAAGUAUUGUUACUUCAGCGCCGCAGCAACUUUCUCCGAUCCUCAACUCGUGGAUGCCCGCAUGCUGUUCACAAAACACGCCGUGCUGAGUUUAGUUCUAAUUAAUCAUACAAGUUACUUCGUCUACAGGUGGGAUCCCAAUGGACCAAAAGUGAAGUUUGCAUCACAGCAAGUUGAAACAUUAUACUGGGCACUUCAUAGCACCAUUGUUGAGAAUGCGGAGAAAGCACUCGCCAUCCAGGGCCGUAACGUUAUGGAUCACGUGGUUGAAUUGUGGGUGGCAAUGCUGAGAGGAAUGCAUAAAGAAGCAGAGUGGGCGAGAACAAACACAUUACUCCCUACACUUGAUGAGUACAUGAGCAACGCCUCUAUCACACUUGGCGUGGGAGCCUUCCUACUCCCUCCUCUCUUCUUGGCUGGCCAUAAGCUUUCACAAGACCUGGUUCACAGUCCAAAUUUCCAGUCGCUUUUGGCAGCCACUAGCGCUUGCGGCCGUUUGUUCAACGACUGCAGGGGAUUCGAGAGAGAAGCGAAAGAAGGGAAAUUCAAUGCAGUGAUAGUGAGAAUGAAUGAGAUGAUGGUCAGCAAGGGAGUCGGAGAAGGUGGUGAUGAAACAAUAUUCCAUUAUCAGCAAGCGGCCAUUGAAGAGGCCCAUGGCUUCGUAGAGGAUCUUACACGACAAGUACUGGAACUGGGUCUGGACGAAAAGAGUGAGAUUCCCAAGGAGAUAAGGGAGACAUUCUGGAAAUUGAUCCAAGUGCACUACUUGCUUUACACCAAGGAGGAUUUGUACCAUGCCAGUGCCAAACUGGUUCAAGUUGUGGACUCCCUGUUGAACCAGCCCGUCUCUCUUUAG
Molecule: messenger RNA, 3972 nt
Organism: Linum tenue
Lineage: Eukaryota; Viridiplantae; Streptophyta; Magnoliopsida; Malpighiales; Linaceae
Source: the annotation of a GenBank genome assembly